CUAUUUUGCUAUGUUCAGUUUUUCAGUGACUUCGGUGCGAUUGUACCCAAGUGCACCCUUGGGUAAAGAAUAGUUGGCUAAUUUAGCUCAAUUUCCCAUCCGGCCAUCCGAUCCAGUUGAUCUCUCACUCGCCCAUUAAGUUAUUUCUGUAGUUCUCUUCCGCUCCGCCUCAAACAUUACAGAGAGAAGUUGAAGGAGGAGAAAAAUAUAUCGUCACACCACUCCACUUGUGGCCUUGUUUCUGUUGAUACUUGAUCUUUCGUAGGGAAGACCCCGAGAUCUGCUAAUUCAUCUUCUUAUCCGCAACGAUUCAUUUCUCAUUUUCAGUAGAAAACAGACAGAUCUCUGCACGAUGGCGCAGCCGCUUGUGAAGAAAGAUGAUGAUCGCGAUGAGGAAGCUGAUUACUCUCCAUUUUUGGGGAUUGAGAAGGGUGCUGUGUUACAGGAAGCUAGGGUUUUCAAUGACCCUCAGUUGGAUGCAAGAAGAUGUUCACAGGUCAUCACGAAGCUUCUGUAUCUUCUGAAUCAGGGUGAAACAUUUACAAAGGUUGAAGCUACGGAAGUAUUUUUCGCUGUUACCAAGCUGUUUCAGUCCAAAGACACUGGUUUGAGAAGGAUGGUUUAUCUAAUGAUUAAGGAACUUUCGCCGUCGGCGGAUGAGGUUAUCAUUGUCACUAGCUCCCUAAUGAAGGACAUGAACAGCCGUACUGAUAUGUAUCGAGCAAAUGCUAUUCGUGUCCUUUGUCGGAUUACUGAUGGGACACUUUUGACACAAAUUGAGAGAUACCUAAAGCAGGCUAUAGUGGACAAAAACCCAGUCGUUGCAAGUGCUGCUCUCGUGAGUGGUAUUCAUCUGCUGCAGAUACGACAAAAUGAUCGGUUGGCUGUGAGCAAGUUGGUUACCAGCUUGACAAAGGGGACUGUUCGUUCACCUUUAGCUCAAUGCCUUUUGAUUCGCUACACAAGCCAGGUUAUCGGAGAGUCAGGUGUUAAUCCACAAACAGGAGACCGCCCAUUCUAUGACUAUCUUGAGAGUUGUCUCCGCCACAAAGCUGAAAUGGUUAUCUUUGAAGCAGCUAAGGCAAUCACAGAAUUAAGCAAUGUCUCUACUCGAGAGUUGACCCCAGCCAUAACUGUUCUACAGCUUUUCUUAAGUUCUUCUAAGCCUGUGCUAAGAUUUGCUGCUGUCAGGACUUUGAACAAGGUAGCUAUGACACAUCCCAUGGCUGUUACAAAUUGUAAUAUAGACAUGGAAAGCUUGAUUUCAGACCAGAAUAGAAGUAUAGCAACUCUUGCCAUAACCACUCUGCUGAAAACAGGCAACGAAUCUAGUGUUGAUCGGUUGAUGAAGCAGAUCACAAAUUUCAUGUCUGAUAUUGCUGAUGAAUUCAAGAUUGUUGUAGUAGAAGCCAUAAGAUCCCUGUGUCUGAAAUUCCCCCUCAAGUACAGAUCUCUGAUGAAUUUCUUAAGCAAUAUUUUGAGAGAGGAGGGUGGUUUCGAGUACAAAAAGGCAAUUGUUGAUUCAAUCGUGGUCUUAAUUAGAGAUAUUCCAGAUGCCAAAGAAAGUGGGUUGCUACACUUGUGUGAAUUUAUUGAGGAUUGUGAAUUCACAUAUCUGUCCACGCAGAUACUUCACUUUCUUGGAAAUGAGGGACCCAAGACGUCAGAUCCCAGUAAAUAUAUCCGUUAUAUUUACAAUCGGGUGAUACUUGAGAAUGCUACCGUACGAGCGAGUGCUGUCAGUACACUGGCGAAAUUUGGUGCUGUUGUCGAUUCACUGAAACCACGCAUAUUCAUUUUGUUGAGGCGUUGCCUAUGCGAUAAUGAUGACGAGGUUCGAGAUAGAGCUACACUGUAUUUGAACACUCUUGGAGAUGGUUCAGUUACUGAAACUGACAAAGAUGUCAAGGAGUUUUUGUUUGGCCCGCUUGAUAUACCGCUGGCAAAUAUGGAGAGUAGUUUGAAAAAUUAUAAAUAUACAGCUUCGAAGCUUAGACUCACAUCUUUUCUUUUGAAACAGGCACAGAACCUCUCGGAAGAGCCUUUUGAUAUCAAUUCUGUACCUAAAGAUGUUAAGUCUCAGCCUCUUUCCGAGAAGAAGGCCCCAGGCAAAAAGCAGACUGGUUUGGGUGCUCCACCUCCUGCCCCCAUCUCUGCAGUUGAUGCUUAUGAAAGGCUUCUCUCUGCUAUCCCUGAGUUUGCAAGUUUUGGUAAACUUUUCAAGUCGUCACCGCCAGUGGAGCUUACAGAAGCAGAAACCGAGUAUGCAGUCAAUGUUGUCAAGCACAAUUUUGACAGCCACGUGGUGUUUCAGUACAACUGCACAAAUACUAUACCAGAACAGCUGCUUGAAAAUGUGACCGUUAUUGUGGAUGCUUCUGAAGCUGAGGAAUUCUCUGAAGUAGGAACCAAACCUUUAAAGUCGCUUCCAUACGAUACGCCAGCGCAAACUUUUGUGGCCUUCGAGAAACCUGAAGGAGUACCUGCAGUUGGAAAAUUCUCAAAUGUGUUGAGGUUUACUGUUAAAGAGGUCGAUCCAUCCACUGGUGAGGCCGAAGACGAUGGUGUGGAGGACGAAUACCAGCUUGAGGAUUUUGAGGUUGUGGCUGCUGAUUAUAUUCUGAAAGUCGGGGUCUCCAACUUUAAGAACGCAUGGGAAAGCAUGGAUCCCGAGUCUGAGCGCGUAGAUGAAUACGGUCUUGGGCCCAGAGAGAGCCUGUCUGAAGCUGGUACGGAGGUGGUCUCCAGCAACUCAAGAUCACACACAUGUUUGCUAUCGGGUGUUUACAUUGGUAGUGUGAAGGUGCUUGUGCGGUUGUCAUUUGGUAUUGACGGGUCAAAGGAGGUGGCUAUGAAGUUAGCCGUAAGAUCCGAUGAUGUAAAUGUAAGUGAUGCCAUCCACGAAAUAGUUGCUAGUGGGUAAAUCUUUCAAUUCCGCUCCCAAUUUAUUUUUGUAUUUUAUGGUUGAGAGAAAGAAAAAGGAAAAGAAAAACUUUUUUUUUUUUUUGCUGGAUUGUGUUCGCCAAGUUAUAUAACGAUCUACCAUUUUGUAGCGUAAUUGAGGAAGAGUGUGUAUGAUGGGAGAAUUUGUGUACUGUGUUGCCUUUCCUAUUUUCCUCUGGGAGAUGUUAAAAACCUGCCCUUCCUAUAUUUGAUUAUAUAUUCAUUUGAUUCAGUCUUUUGUUGCUAUUUUGAACUCUCUUGAACUAAUUUGAUGUUAUGGACUUUCUUCAU
Striga asiatica is the source of this 3234-nucleotide messenger RNA. NCBI's taxonomy places the organism in Eukaryota, Viridiplantae, Streptophyta, Magnoliopsida, Lamiales, Orobanchaceae. The record is from the annotation of a GenBank genome assembly.